AUGUCCGCGAUGCGAGAGUUUCCAACCAUCAAGGCCAUCCGGUCUUAUGUCAUCAGCGGCGUCGGGUCGGGCGGCGACUAUCACAACGUGAAGGGCGGGCACUGGUUGAUCGACUCACCCAUCUCGACACCGUGCUCAAGAUGGGAGAAAUACCGGGCUUCGAGAACUAGCUGGGGCAUCAACGUGCUGGGCUCGUUCUUUAUCGAGGUCGAGGCGACCGAUGGCACCGUCGGCUAUGCAACCGGCUUCGGCGGGCCACCGGCGUGCUGGCUGGUCCACCAGCACUUUGAGCGAUUCUUGAUCGGAGCCGAUCCGCGUAACACAAACCAUCUUUUCGAGCAAAUGUACCGCGCGUCCAUGUUCUACGGCCGCAAGGGUCUUCCGGUCGCCGUCAUCUCCGUCAUCGACCUGGCAAUCUGGGACCUGCUGGGCAAGAUCCGCGGCGAGCCCGUCUACAAGCUCAUCGGCGGCAACACCAAGGAUCGCAUCGACUUUUACUGCACCGGUCCCGAGCCCACCGCCGCCAAGGCCAUGGGUUUCUGGGGCGCCAAGGUGCCACUGCCCUACUGCCCGGAGGAAGGCCAGGCGGGUUUGAAAAAGAAUGUCGAGUUUCUGCGCAAACAUCGGCAGGCGGUCGGUCCCGACUUCCCGCUCAUGGUUGACUGCUACAUGUCACUUAACGUGCCGUACACGAUCGAGAUUGCCAAGGCGUGCGAGGACCUCAACAUCAACUGGUGGGAGGAGUGCCUCAGCCCUGACGACACGGACGGGUUUGAGCAGAUCAAGCGGGCGCACCCGACCCUCAAGUUCACGACGGGCGAGCACGAAUACUCGCGAUAUGGAUUCCGCAAGCUCAUCGAGGGCCGCAACCUCGACAUCAUCCAGCCCGACGUCAUGUGGCUGGGGGGCAUGACGGAGCUGCUCAAGGUGGCGGCCAUGGCGGCGGCGUACGACAUCCCCGUGGUGCCGCACGCCAGCGGGCCGUAUAGCUACCACUUCGUCAUCAGCCAGCCCAACACGCCGUUCCAGGAGUAUCUGGCCAACUCGCCGGACGGAAAGAGCGUGCUGCCAGUGUUUGGGGAUCUCUUCGUGGACGAGCCUAUUCCGACAAAGGGGUACUUGACGGUGGCGGAGUUGGACAAGCCGGGAUUCGGACUGACACUCAACCCGGCGGCCAGGUCAAAGCUGAUUCCAGCCACGUACCUCCUGACCCCCCCGACCGCUUCAUUGAGCCCGCCUACGAACGGGGUGCCGGCGGAGAAUGAGUGCAAGGAAGCGGUGGACAGCUCGAAGACAGCUUGACGUGAUGUUAAAACUUAGGGUAUCGCACCGGAGUAUGGGCGGCGACACGUCAGACCUUGGAUGAUCUUGGCAUUGCUUUCAGCUGUAUCUUCUCAAUACAAAUGACGGCCUUUUAUUGUUC
Molecule: messenger RNA, 1423 nt
Organism: Thermothelomyces thermophilus ATCC 42464
Lineage: Eukaryota; Fungi; Ascomycota; Sordariomycetes; Sordariales; Chaetomiaceae
Product: L-rhamnonate dehydratase
Exons: 4
Coding region: 1-1302 (433 amino acids)
Biological process (GO): carbohydrate catabolic process
Molecular function (GO): magnesium ion binding; L-rhamnonate dehydratase activity
Source: RefSeq, a predicted model, not a curated record